This is a messenger RNA of Symbiodinium sp. CCMP2456, 201 nucleotides long. The record is from the annotation of a GenBank genome assembly. NCBI's taxonomy places the organism in Eukaryota, Dinophyceae, Suessiales, Symbiodiniaceae.
AUGACGAAAUCGGCCCCGUUGCUUGGCCCGUUGUUGCCAGGACUUGGAGAGAUUGAGGUGAUCUGCGCGGGGAGGCUGACGGCCCUCGCCCGGCAAGCCAUCUACUGCCCUUGGAAAAGGAUGAUGCGGCGAUACCGGCCGCAGCACCACAAACAGAGGAGGCAUCCGGGUAUGUCAAAGAAACAAGGCUGGAUGUAUUAG